Marchantia polymorpha subsp. ruderalis is the source of this 333-nucleotide messenger RNA. Lineage: Eukaryota; Viridiplantae; Streptophyta; Marchantiopsida; Marchantiales; Marchantiaceae. The record is from the annotation of a GenBank genome assembly.
AUGAAAAACAUUCUUCCACACGAAGUUCACCAAGAGCCGAGGGAUAAAAGUGACCACAAUGACCCAGUGUCAAAACCACCAGAAAACGACGGACUAAAUUGCACAAUGUCGGUAAAAAAGAUUGGAGGGGUAAAAGAGAAUGACAGCGCUCAAGAAGGAAGGAAUCGGAUAUUCCUCCGCGAAGAUGCAAAGCGCGAAGAGAGAAUUGUGAGGAUCUUGUCAGCGCCGGGGGAAACGAGUGACUGUUGGGCGACAGAGGCCACUGUUCUGGCUAAUCAUCAGGAGGACAGCUCCGCCCGGGGGCACGAUGGGCCAGAUUGGGUCGGCCUGUAG